Molecule: messenger RNA, 1314 nt
Organism: Suillus subalutaceus
Lineage: Eukaryota; Fungi; Basidiomycota; Agaricomycetes; Boletales; Suillaceae
Exons: 6
Coding region: 1-1314 (437 amino acids)
Source: RefSeq, a predicted model, not a curated record
AUGUGUGACAAUCAGGAGAUUCUCUCGCGGGAUAUCAACAGCAUCAUUGAUUCUAUGCCAUCUACUCGCCGGUGCACUCGUCUUCAAACUGCAGCAUAUCUCCUUGGUGCCCACAAAGAGCUGCCUGAUGUCGAUGAUCAAGGACAUGUUCCCACAGACUACAAAGGGCUUGAGAAGGUCGAGUUUCGGAUCCCUUUGAAUACCAUGGACAAGAACAAAUCUACGACCUAUGUGGACCACUUUUACGCCGAAUCAGACCUUCCCCUGGAUAUAUUAGACUCUAUGAGAGCUGCAAUGGAUCUUCCAAAAACCUACGAGAAUUUGGGUUGGCGUUUGUCUACUGCCUGUCGUGUGGACCCUCCACAUCGCCUUUUAACUUCCCAAGAUAUUAGCAGCACUUUCAAAGCCGCAUGGGCUAAGCAAACCUCUGGAUGGAAAAAGAAGAAAGUUGCGAUUGAAAUUGUCAACACUAUGCCUGUGCUAAAGAGAAGUCGUUUAAAUGACAAGCAGUACAACACUCGAGAUCCAAACAAUGCUUGCAUUACUCUACCCAGUACACCCCAUUUCCACGAUAUUUGCAAGACACUAAUAGUACACUUUCUGAACAGUGAGGUAAUGAUCCUAUAUCUCCUCAACCACUCAAGAGGACAUUUGCUCUCUACAUGGAGAGCGAUGAAGAAGAAACGGAUGGUGAAGCCACCACAAGACAUCGACAAGGUUCUUGCCAGUAUCCAUUCCUGCUAUCCUGGCUAUGGAGUUCCGCAGUAUGCAGCAACGCUGAAGGAGCCUGGAAUAUUAUAUCUGCAAACUGCCCAGCACAUUUUAGUAGUAAAUUUACACAGAGAAGGUUGGGAUGUCGGAGGGGCUGUGUUACAUUUCACAGCUGUGUUUGUUAACGGCUCAAUGAAGGAGGAACGUGUGAAGGCAAGGAGGGAGGAGAAAGGUAAAACGAAGGAUAAGCUGACAACACCGAGUAAUGAAAAUAGCCAGCUCUCUAGUAGGGUCACAAUGGCUAUCUUGUACAUGGAUAUUCUCGAUAAGACUGACAUGAUUUCAAUCGUACCAUUAUUUCAUGCAGGGAUUGUCACUCAUUUAAUCAAUGUCAGCGGGAGAAAUUCCUUCGAAGCCUUGAGAACAACGUGGCGCCUUCCUAUUUCAAGUGAGUCUUCCAAGGCGAGCCAAGACUCUGAGCCAGACAACCCGGGGACUCAGGCUUGGUACCACCAUGUCAUGGCAGUUGGUGAUAGCCAGCAUACGACUUGGACUCAUCUGAACUGGACACCAGCCAGCUUUGCUAGUGACUACCAUUGCUGA